Messenger RNA from Annulohypoxylon maeteangense, 1844 nucleotides. RefSeq names its product 2-nitropropane dioxygenase-like protein. Bases 441 to 1523 code for a protein of 360 amino acids. The transcript has a single exon. NCBI's taxonomy places the organism in Eukaryota, Fungi, Ascomycota, Sordariomycetes, Xylariales, Hypoxylaceae. Gene Ontology annotation, molecular function: nitronate monooxygenase activity. The record is from RefSeq and is a predicted model, not a curated record.
GAACUAUUAAACCUUGAAGUUUAUCAAUAGGACCACAAUAUCGGGACAAUUCAAAGUCUUAAAACCCCGGGGAUGUCGGCAUGUCGCUGAAUAUCAAUUACGAUCGAAUAUUUACUUGUUCCAACAAACAUUUAUAUCGGACUUAAGAGUCUCACCGACGCUGCCUAUACAAAAGGGAGUUUACUUGUGGGACAUACAAUACAAUACAAAUCUCACAUCUUUAACUCUUUGUCAAUCAACGCGGUUGUUCAUCCGGAUUACCCAAAUUAAAUAUUAACCCCUUAAUUCAAACCCGCAAUAUUCGUCUUCAGACAUAACGUCGCUAGUUUAGGUAAACUAGAGCCUAGGAACAACAAACUAGCUUAACUCUAACUUACCUAUCCACUGGCAUUUGUUUACAUCUCAAACUCAAACACCCACCCAUCUAACCCAAACCCACAAUGGCGCCUCCCAAAGGACCAAUCUCAACCCCCCUAACCACCCUCCUCGGGAUCCAGCACCCCAUCCUCCUCGCCGGCAUGGCCCGCGUAUCCGGGGGCGCCCUCGCCGCCGCCGUCUCCAACGCCGGCGGACUCGGGGUGAUCGGGGGGUUCCAAUACACGCCCGCACAGCUGCUCUCCAUAAUCGCGGAGCUAAAAGCCAACCUCGCAUCCCCAGACCUUCCCUUCGGCAUCGACCUCGCGCUCCCGCAAAUCGGCGGCAGCGCGCGGAAGACGAACCACGAUUACACCGGCGGCAAGCUGGACGAGCUGAUCGACAUCACCAUAUCGAGCGGAGCCAAGCUCUUCGUCAGCGCCGUGGGUGUGCCCCCGAAACAAGUCAUAGACCGCCUGCACGCCGCGGGCAUCCUGGUCAUGAAUAUGGUCGGCCACCCGCGCCACGCGCAGAAGGCGCUGGAUCUCGGCGUCGAUAUGGUGUGUGCGCAGGGCGGCGAGGGCGGCGGACAUACAGGUGCCAUCGCGUCCUCGGUGCUGAUUCCCGCUGUCGCGGAUGUGGCCAGGCGGUAUACCCCACCGAUGCUUAACGGUAGCCCCGCGCUCGUCGUUGCCGCAGGCGGGAUUAAUGACGGGCGCAGUCUUGCCGCGAGUCUGAUGCAGGGCGCUUCUGGGGUGUGGGUUGGGACGCGGUUCGUAGCGAGCGCAGAGGCGAAUAGUAGCGAGGAGCACAAGCAGGCCGUUGUGUCGUGCGGGUGGGAAGAUACGCAGCGCACGCUGGUGUUAACGGGACGGCCGCUGCGCAUGCGCACGAAUGCGUAUAUUGAGCGCUGGCACGCGCAGCCGUUGCGGAUCAAGGAGUUGUGCGAUAGGGGCGUGGUUCCGAUCGAGCAUGACUUCGAGGAGGGCGGGGAGGCGGCGGAGGAGAUUGAUCCGCCGCAUUUGAUGGGCCAGGUUGCUGGUGCGAUUACGCGGGUGCAGCCUGCGGGCGAGAUUGUGAGGGAGAUGGUGGAGCAGGCCGUGCAGAUGUUGAGGUUGGGCGGGUCGUAUAUCGGAGACGCGGGUGCGAGGGGGAGUAGUAAGCUGUGAGGCGAGGGUGACGCCCGGGGCGGAGAGGGAGUUCGGGUUCGGAUGCGGGUGCAGCAGGGACGGGACCCGAUCUGUUGAGCUGGUGACGAAAAUAGACCGUACGGGGGUUAAGGCUGGACGCUGAGUAUCUCCGGGUGCUACGAGUGUACGUACACACCGCAUACAUGAUGUGUGUAGGUAUAUUUGUACAUGCCGGCACCGAGUAUGAGUCGGUGACAGAGCGCCAAGGUGAUUGGCGGCCGGAAGAGGAACCGACCUGCCGGUAGUUGACUUCAGCGGCGCUGGAGAGAAUUCCAAGGUCAUUGCAUACAGUACGUACAU